CAUGAUUUCAAAUUGGCAUCGUCAUCGGCCCGAAGCACGUACCAGUGCGUGCACCGCUGUUGGCUGCUUCUAAAUUCCGUGUAGUGGUCGGCUGCGGCGGGUGUGAUGGCUAAAUUCUACAGUAUGGCUGUUCGUAGGUGAGCUUACUGAGCCGAACGAAAUAUUCAGAAGAUGGCUGCUCCACCACCGCCUCCAGCUCCACCUGCACCGGGUGGAGCGUCACCUCCAAAAUUCCCACCACCUCCGGGAAUGCCUGGAAUACCUUCACCACCUGGAGCGGUACCACCCCUUGGUGCACCACCAUUAGGAGUCCCUAUCAUGCCCCCUCCUGCAGGAGGCGUUGCUUUGCCUGGUCUAGCUGGAUCGCCCAGAGGCCCUCUAGGAGUAUCUCCACCUAGAGGUCUGGCACCUCCAGUACCCCCUGCUAAUGGUGCUCCUCCACAGCAGCCGCCGCCACCAGCACCUGGCGCUGCACCGCCGCCUCCGGCACCUGGUGCUGCAUCACCCCCACCAGCACCUGGCGCUGCACCGCCGCCUCCGGCACCUGGUGCUGCAUCACCCCCACCAGCACCUGGCGCUGCACCGCCGCCUCCGGCACCUGGUGCUGCAUCACCCCCACCAGCACCUGGCGCUGCACCGCCGCCUCCGGCACCUGGUGCUGCAUCACCCCCACCAGCACCUGGCGCUGCACCGCCGCCUCCGGCACCUGGUGCUGCAUCACCCCCACCAGUACCUGGCGCUGCACCGCCGCCUCCGGCACCUGGCGCUGCACCGCCGCCUCCGGCACCUGGUGCUGCAUCACCCCCACCAGCUCCGGGAGCUGCCCCGCCGCCUCCAGCUCCGGAAGCUGCACUGCCACCUCCAGGACCGGAAGCUGCACCGCCACCUCCACCACCGGAAGCAGCACCGCCACCUGCGCCAGGUGCUCCACCGGCACCUCCACCCGAAGCUCCCCCAGCACCUCCACCCGAAGUUCCUCAGCCACCACCACCGGACGUCCCGCUGUCCCCUCCGCCGCCGGCUGCUCCUGAAGAGCCACCACCUGUACCACCCCCGGCGGCUGCACCAGCACAGCCACCUCCCGCUCCCGCGGUCCCACCACUCGCUUCGUCAGGCCCUCCACCAGCCGCCCCACCUCCAUCUGCGGCGCCUCCCCCACCAGCUUCAGGUCCGGUGCCUUCUAGCCAACCUCCUAGUCAGUCGACCACUCGCACACAGCAAAAAACAAAAGCGUCUGAACUGGACGAGAGAAUAGCGCACAUUCUUGAUCGCAUUCAAUUUAAGGAUGAUGAUGCCAACAAGAAGGAAUAUCUAGCCGCCGUAAAAGUGUAUCAGGAGAACAUUGGCGGCAAAGUGCUCAACGCGAAGAUGUAUCUACAAACGAAGCCUCAGUGUGAUGAAGACGAGGACGACGAGGAUGGAGGUCGAAGGGGCAGGACUAGGCACCGAAGGCGAAGUAGAGGCCGCGACAGGUAUGACUACAGGGACGAACGUGACUUUGACUCCGACGUCAGAGGCGAACCGUACAAGGAAUUUGACCCAGAUGUUGCUCCACCACGGAGGCGUUCAGGAGGGGUGCUGUUCUACGAUGAGCGUAGCUCUGAGGAGAGGAUACGUUAUUCCGUAGCGGACGAUCACUACAGAAACGAGCGAGACAGACUGCAAGAUUCGAGAGAACAUAGCGAAUCUUACUACGGCGAGCGUGAGAGGAUGCGCAACAGACCCUACAGUCCGCCUGCUACCAGACGUCCUGAAGGAAGCUUUCAAGAGACGUCCGAUCGACGGUCCCCAUACAAUCAAGGUCGCAACAGACGUCCCACGUCCCCUCCAGGAACGGGUGUGUUGCGUAAUGUGUCAGCGGGAACCGUACAUGACGGAGGAAACGUCGGAUAUGGUCAGAUGAAAGCAGGUGCUUGCGUUAUGGCACCAAUGGUAGCGGUACCGUCAAUUACGUCUCUUGUGUUGGCCGUUCCGCAGAAUGCACAGCAAACAAAGAUAAUGCCUGGUCAAUUGUCGUCGACGGCGCUUCGCUUUGGAACGAUCAUUCAACAGAUGCCCCAACUGGCACCACAGCUGCAGUCACCAAUUGGUACGCAAAUGAUUCCUCAGCAGCUCGUAUCGCCAAUGGCGCCGCAGCAAAUGACGCAACGAAUGCAGCCGCAAUUUCUGCCUCAAAUGAUGCCUAACAUGGCUCAGCAAAUGACCCCAUAUGUGGCGCCACGUAUGAACGCACAGAUGAAUCCUAUGAUGCUUCAACAGAUGGGGCAGCAGGUGCCUCAACAGUUCAUGCCGCAGGUAGCAGGACCGCAAAUGUACGGAGGACAAAUGCCAAACUUAACGAUGAACGCGCAGUACCAUCAGCGCCCGUACAUGUAAAUGUCUUUUCCUCUGUCCUGGAAUCAGUACAGAAUAAAGUGAAAGAUAACAUGAGAAAGAUGCCGCUCCCGA
Ornithodoros turicata is the source of this 2448-nucleotide messenger RNA. RefSeq names its product WAS/WASL-interacting protein family member 3-like. The record is from RefSeq and is a predicted model, not a curated record. Bases 172 to 2376 code for a protein of 734 amino acids. Lineage: Eukaryota; Metazoa; Arthropoda; Arachnida; Ixodida; Argasidae. The transcript has 2 exons.